Mesocestoides corti is the source of this 1872-nucleotide messenger RNA. The record is from the annotation of a GenBank genome assembly. Lineage: Eukaryota; Metazoa; Platyhelminthes; Cestoda; Cyclophyllidea; Mesocestoididae.
AUGUCGCACAAACGGUUUAGACAGGACGUCGAGCGAGCCCUGAAUUGCGGACUGAACCUCUUCAUUGAGGGCAUUAUUGAGGGGCUAGAUCCAGGCCUCGAAGACGUCCUGAAACAGUCCUUCUACAGUGUUGGAAACACUCUACAGGUUAAAAUUUGGGAUUUCGAGACGUCAGUGGACCCGAAUUUCCAGCUGUUCAUCACCACACAGAUAUCCAACCCCGUAUUCGCGCCUGAUCUGCUCACAAGCGCCGUGCUUAUUGACUUCAAUGUGACGGCCAAGGGCCUUGAAGACCAACUCCUGGCUCGGGUGGUCAGUAAGGAACGAGAGAAUCUGGAAAAACAGCGUUUUGAGCUUCUGAACAGCACUGUGGAGAACAGGAAGAGGCUUGACGAGCUCCAGGCCAGUCUGCUGUACCGUUUGGCCCAAAGUGAGGGGUCGCUGGUGGACGAUCACGAACUCCUCUCAGUCCUCAACAACACCAAGAAGACCUCUGAGGAGAUCAUUGAACAGCUGGUCCAGGCCAAGGAGACGGAGAAUGAGAUUAACAUGGCGCGCGAGCAGUACCGACCGGUGGCCGAGCGCGGCGCACUGAUCUACUUCCUGAUCCAGGACAUGUCCAAGAUCAACAGCAUGUACGAGACCGGUCUGCGGCAGUUCCUCGCACUCUUCGACGAUUCACUCAUCCACUCCAAGGAGGCCUCAGUGGCCACCAAGCGGAUCCACAAGAUACUCAAGUACAUGACGAAGAGGAUGUGGAAGUUCUACACCAGAGGCCUGUACAAGAAGGACUUUGUCAUGUUCACGCUCUCGCUCGCCUUAAGGAUCGAGCUGCAACUGCGGAGUAUCCGAAGGGACGAGGUGGACAUCUUUCUGAAGGGCGGCAUGGCCUUGAGUCUGCUCAACUGCCCCCCGAAGCCGGCGAAGUGGAUUCCGGACAAUGUGUGGUUGAAUAUUAACGCUGUGUCACAGAUUCACGCGUUUGAAUCGCUUGUGGACCAGGUGAUGUCGAACGAUAAACGAUGGCGCCGAUGGUACGACAAGGAGGCCCCAGAGGAAGAAGUCUUUCCCUUCAACUACGACGUCGACCUCUCGCCAUUCGAGCGUCUCAUCCUCAUUCGCACUUGGUGUCCAGAUCGCGUUGUCCGACAGGCCAAGAAGUACAUCAGCGAGACACUGGGAUACGCCUUUGCUGAGGAAAAUCUCCUUGAUUUGGAAGAAACCUAUGCUGAUUCGACAGCAAAGACGCCCAUUAUGAACCUCCUCACGGUUGGUGCUGAUCCCACGCUGUUGAUUGAACGCCUCGCAAAGCGACUGCAGGUUGACCUCCGCUUCAUUUCGAUGGGUCAGGGACAGGAGGUGCACGCUCGUCAGUACAUCGAGGCGGCCAUGCGCAACGGCUCCUGGGUGCUGCUGCAGAACUGCCACCUCUGUCUGGACUACAUGACGGAACUCUUCACGCUGAUUACUGAGAUGAAGACGGCGAGUGAGGUGACUCGCACAGCGUCCAUUCGAAGCUCCGUUCUGAGGACAUCAAGUCUAGACUCGGGUGAUUCCACGUCGAGGGAACGCCCUUUCAUGCUGAACGGUGUGCCCAUAACACCCGAGAGUUUUCGACUCUGGGUGACCACAGAGGAGCACCCCAGGUUCCCCGUGAACUUCCUGCAGAUUUCGGUGAAAUUCACAAAUCAGCCUCCCGAGGGCCUGCGUUCUGGACUUGCGAAGACCUUCUCCGACGUCUCGCAGGACUUCCUCGACGCCUGUGUCAGCACCCAGUGGAGGGUGGUUCUGUACGCGGUGGCGUUUCUGCACAGGACGCUGGAAGAACGCCGGAAGUACACGCCCAUUGGCUGGUCGAUUCCGUACGAGUUC